GUGGCCACUGCUCUCGCGGGCCGAGGACAUGGCGAGAAGGCCGCAGCCGGGCCCUCACCGCCCGCUUGCCAAGCCUCAGCCCCCGGCGGGGUCUCCGGUGCCCACCCGCCCGCCCGGCGGCCGGCGAGAGAAAGAGAGAACGAAGCAAGCGAGAGACGGGCGCGGUACGCGGAGAGGCGGGCAACGGCCAGGUGCUGGAGGCGCGGGAGGUCGGGGGUCGCGGGCUGGGUCGGGGACGGGGUCGGCCGCGCCCACCCCGCGCCCCGCCGCGCUCCCGCCCGCGCUGACAGCUCCCGAACAGACUUCUGCGGGCCGAACUGCCCCAAACAGGGAAGUGCGCGGGGCGAACCACCGCACGCCACGGCGGGGAGAGACGCGGUCAGCCACGCGGCCCGGAGUCGACCCGAUUGCACCCACCCCCACCUACACACCGGGAAACAAAGUGCAAUCCCAAAACAGAGAUGCCUGCAACAACAGCUGUUCAAGAAUCCUGGCCUAAUCCAUUCUCCACAUG
Molecule: messenger RNA, 514 nt
Organism: Ailuropoda melanoleuca (giant panda)
Lineage: Eukaryota; Metazoa; Chordata; Mammalia; Carnivora; Ursidae
Exons: 2
Coding region: 29-499 (156 amino acids)
Source: RefSeq, a predicted model, not a curated record